ACGAAAGAGUUGAGGCCCGGAACUUUGCUGCCUACCGGGAAACAGAAAUUCAGAAAAAUAUUUCCCCAAUUGGCCAACUCCUCUAAAACCCUAAAACCUUAACUUCUCUUCUCCUUUCUCGCUUGACCACUGGCCCGAGUACUCCAACCGGCCUCGUUUCCUCUCCCACCUUAAACCCUUUACCAAAACCCUCUCAAAAAUGUCAUCUUCUAUCCCUCUCCGCCACCUACGCCACCUUUCGACCACCACCACAACCGCCGCCACGGCCUCAUCCUCCAUUUCCAUUUCCAUUUCCCAAGCCAAAAACAAACUCCGCACCGAGUACGACCCUGACAAAGCCCUCGAAAUCUACUCUUCCGUUUCCAAACACUACUCUUCCCCUUCCUCUUCCCGCUACGCCCAAGACCUCACUGUUCGCCGCCUCGCGAAGUCCCGCCGUUUCUCCGACAUCGAAUCCUUAAUCGAGUCGCACAAAACCGACCCGAAAAUUACGCAGGAGCCCUUCCUCUCCACUCUCAUCAGAUCCUAUGGCAUCGCUGGCAUGUUAGAUCAUGCGAUCAAAACUUUCGAUCAGAUGGACCAAUUUGGUACCCCCAGAUCCACCAUUUCUUUCAACUCCUUACUCUCUGCUUGCAAUCAUUCGAGGCAAUUCGAUAAAGUCCCCCAACUGUUCAAAGAAAUUCCCAAAAAAUACGGCAGUGUGUCACCUGACAAAGUUUCCUAUGGGAUUUUAAUUAAAUCUUAUUGCGAGGCGGGUCAUCCCGAUAAAGGGAUUGAGGUUUUAAGAGAAAUGGAAAGGAAAAGCGUGGAGGUAACUGCAGUUACUUUUACUACAAUAUUAAAUGCUUUGUAUAAGAAGGGGAAAACAGAAGAGGCUGAGAAGUUGUGGAGUGAUAUGAUGAAGAAUGGUUGUGAAUUAGAUGUUGCUUCUUAUAAUGUUAGGAUCAUGAAUUUGCAAGGCGGCGAGCCGGAGAAAGUGAAGGAAUUGAUUGACGAGAUGAGUACCAUGGGUUUGAAGCCAGAUACGAUUAGUUAUAAUUAUCUCAUGACUUGUUAUUGCAAGAAUGGCAUGUUGGAUGAAGCUAAGAAGGUUUAUGAAGGUUUGGAAGGUAAUGGGUGUAAUCCAAAUGCGGCUACUUUUAGGACUUUGGUGUUUUAUUUAUGUUUGAAUGGGUUGCAUGAGCAAGGUUAUAAGGUGUUUAAGGAAAGUGUGAGAUUGCAUAAGAUCCCAGAUUUUAAUACGUUGAAGCAUUUGGUGGAGGGGUUGGUGAAGAACAAGAAGAUCAAGGAGGCGAAAGGGUUGAUCAGGACGGUAAAGAAGAAGUUUCCUCCUAAUUUUUUGAAUGCUUGGAAGAAGCUUGAGGAGGAACUUGGCUUGGUUUCUGGUAAUGCUGGUGGUGGUGAAGCUCAAGAAGCUAAAGAGGCUACAGGUUAGAGGUGGGGUGGGCUUUAGUUGUUAUUUGCUUGUGGCUGAGUCAAGCUGCUUUCAUUUCACCUGCAGCUGAGAAUGAUCUGACUUGUGAUGAAGUAUGCGAUUAGCCAUGUUAAUUUCAGGUGAAGCUGCAACUAAAGCUUGAAUGGUGAUGAUUUUUAGCUGCAAAUAGUUUUACAAGCAUCAAUUCUGCUUUAAUUGUAAGGAUCGAUGUCAUUUUUUGCUUGUUGUUUUAUGGGUGUACUUGUUUUGGAAGGAAAAGAACAUUCUAAUAAUCUACAAUUUACUUAUUUCAAUGAAUUUUCUGGUUAAA
Theobroma cacao (cacao) is the source of this 1745-nucleotide messenger RNA. RefSeq names its product Tetratricopeptide repeat (TPR)-like superfamily protein. Gene Ontology annotation, molecular function: mRNA binding; protein binding. Lineage: Eukaryota; Viridiplantae; Streptophyta; Magnoliopsida; Malvales; Malvaceae. Gene Ontology annotation, biological process: mitochondrion organization; RNA processing. Gene Ontology annotation, cellular component: mitochondrion. The record is from RefSeq and is a predicted model, not a curated record.